AUGGGACCCUUCUCAAAUACCCAGGUCUUUGCCUGUGUCUGUACGUUCCUGCUCUGGAAUAAUAUCCAGCCAAGUGUGGAAAAUGAAUUUAUUGCAAAUUAUUCAAGCCGUUUGCUCACCAGUGUUCCAAACACCAUUCCAGUCCAUACUCAGGUGUUAGAUCUAUCCCAUAAUAGGAUCUCUGGACUUAGUACCUCGGAGUUUAUUUCUCUUUCUGACCUCCGAGUGUUAAAUCUUUCUCAUAAUCUAAUUACGGAGCUCGACUUCGGCGUCUUCUUUUUCAAUCAAGACUUAGAACACUUGGAUUUGUCUCAUAACAGCAUUUUGAAAGUUUACUGCCUGACUCUCGCCUCCCUCAGGCACUUGGAUCUCUCUUUCACCAAGUUGGCUGCCCUGCCCCUCUGUCAGGAAUUGGGGCAGAUGUCCCGUUUGGAGUUCCUGGGGCUGAGCGCCGCGACGCUGCGACGCUCCCACUUCAGGUACCUCACGGGUUUGCGGCUCCGCAAGGUCCUCCUGACCUUGGAAGACUUCUCCCUCUACGAGCCUCAGAGCCUGAGGGCCCUGGACACGAGGAGCCUCCACCUUGUUUUUGCAGGAAACCAAAACUUCAGUUUUCCCCUCCUGUACGACGGAAUGAGCACUUCAGAAACCUUAAGGAUUGAUAAUUUAAGAUACACCUUGAGCUCUGGCUAUUUCCCCUCUCCUCCUUUAACGCUUCUGAAGGAGAUCAAGACAACAGCUCUGAUGCUGGACACCGUGGACUUACAAUGGCCUGUCAUUUUGCAGAUUUUCCUGCUGGUUUGGUAUUCGCCUGUGGAACGUCUGACUGUGAGACAUUUGACUUUUUGGGGACCCGUGGAGGAGCUGCCCGGAUAUGAAUUUCUACCUUUAUUAAGUUCUCUGGAGGAAAGAAUUUCUCUGAGUGGCUCCAUGAAGGCGCUGACUUUGGAGCACGUUCGGAACAAGGUUUAUUAUUUCAACCAGGAGGUUCUGUACCGACAGUUUUCGGAGAUGCCUCUUGCCAGCUUGACCAUCUUCGAUGCCUCCAUGCCCCACAUGCUCUGCCCCAACAGAACAAGCUCCUUCCAGUACUUAAAUUUUUCUCACAACGCCCUGACGGAUGAAUUGUUCCAGAACUGUGGCACUCUGACAGACCUGAAGUUCCUUGUUUUACAGAGGAAUAAAUUGGAGAGCCUUCCCAAGGUCAGCUUCAUGACCAGCCGUAUGAAGUCGCUGAAGUUCUUGGACGUGAGCAGCAACUUG
Molecule: messenger RNA, 1263 nt
Organism: Calidris pugnax (ruff)
Lineage: Eukaryota; Metazoa; Chordata; Aves; Charadriiformes; Scolopacidae
Product: toll-like receptor 6
Exons: 1
Biological process (GO): toll-like receptor signaling pathway; inflammatory response; immune response
Cellular component (GO): membrane
Molecular function (GO): transmembrane signaling receptor activity; lipopeptide binding; Toll-like receptor 2 binding
Source: RefSeq, a predicted model, not a curated record